Messenger RNA from Oncorhynchus kisutch (coho salmon), 2152 nucleotides. RefSeq names its product group XV phospholipase A2-like. The transcript is spliced from 6 exons. The record is from RefSeq and is a predicted model, not a curated record. Gene Ontology annotation, biological process: lipid metabolic process. Lineage: Eukaryota; Metazoa; Chordata; Actinopteri; Salmoniformes; Salmonidae. Bases 179 to 1438 code for a protein of 419 amino acids.
UUUGCGGACCGUCAUAAUACCAUAGAAGAAGGUCAAUAGAUUGAUAAAUUAUCUGUUGCACCCCUGCUUUCAACAUCUGCGCAGUUUUGUUUUCAUGUUAUGAAAUGUGUGUCAGCAAAGGGAUUUAUUCGUGUUGAUAAACACCCACAUUUCCUCAUCAGGGGAAACAGCGUUAUGAAUGGGAGAAAUGGUAUCCUGUGGUUUGACUAUCCCAGUGCUCUUUCAGCUGUGUUUGUUGUUUUUGGCACCAUACAUCAACGGCAGAACAUUUGAGAAUUGUCUCACGGGCAAGUCAUGUCGAUCGGAAAGACCUCCCGUAGUCCUAAUUCCUGGAGACCUAGGGAAUCAGUUGGAGGCCAAGCUGGACAAGCCCAGCGUGGUUCACUACAUAUGUUACAAGAAGACUGAUGUCUAUUUCACAUUAUGGCUCAACCUGGAACUGCUGGUGCCGGUGGCCAUCGACUGCUGGAUCGAUAACAUAAGACUGAUUUACAACCGCACAACAAGGCUGACAGAAGCUCCUCCGGGGGUAGAUGUCAGGGUGCCUGGCUUUGGACAGACCUUUUCUCUGGAAUACCUUGACCCCAGCAAGCGCGAUGUUGGCAUGUAUUUUGUCACCAUAGUGCAGUCGCUGGUAGAAUGGGGAUAUACAAGAGAUGAUGAUGUUCGAGGGGCUCCGUAUGACUGGCGUAAGGCUCCAAAUGAGAACAAGGCCUACUUUUUGAGUCUGCAACAGAUGAUUGAAGAGAUGGCAGAGAAGGCUGGAUGUUCAGUUGUACUGAUUGCCCACAGCAUGGGGAACAUGUACACCUUGUAUUUCCUAAACCAUCAGCCCCAGGCCUGGAAGGAUCGCUACAUCAAGGCCUUUGUGUCCCUGGGUGCUCCUUGGGCUGGAGUGGCCAAAACCAUGAGAGUUGUGGCUUCUGGUGAUAAUAACCGUAUUCCAGUCAUCAGUUCACUAAAAAUCCGCUCACAGCAGCGCUCUGCAGUCUCAACCACAUGGCUGUUCCCAUACGCACAUUCCUGGCCCGCUGACCAGGUCCUGAUCCAAACACCCACCACCAACUACACCGUCAAGGACUACCAGCGCUUCUUCAAGGAUAUUGAUUUCGAAGACGGCUGGGAGAUGCGUCAAGACACUGCGCCACUGGUCAGUGCACUGGAGCCCCCUGGGGUGGCCAUACACUGUCUGUACGGCAGUGGAGUUCCCACAGCGGAGGGUUUCCUCUACACCAACUUUCCUGAUACAGACCCCACACUGAUUCUUGGAGAUGGGGAUGGGACAGUCAACCUGCUGAGUGCCACCCAGUGCAAGCGUUGGAUAGGUCACCAGAAUCAGCCUGUCCAUAUGCUUGAGCUGGAAGGGAAUGAGCAUGUGGCAAUGCUGCUUAACUUUACGACGGUCGCCUACAUCAAGACUGUCCUUUUUGGCCCUUGAGCGACCAACUAGAUCUGAUCUUAAGAGUCACAAACAUGAAAAACUGUGAUAGUACAAAGAAGAUGAACGAUAAGAUCUUUUCCAAUCCAUUUAACUCAGAUUACCAGAUUGUUUCCUGUUGUGCUAAACCAAAACGCGUUGUGAUUUUACAUACAGAUUUUACCAUAUUAUAUGUAAAGCAUUGGGGGCAUAGCUACAAUAAGUCAGUAGUAUUUGUACCAUUAACAUCAGUGAUUUUACUGUACACAUUAGCCAUGUGAACACAGAAAUAAUAACUUUCGUAUUCAUUUUUUUUAUUCAGACCUUUUCUGCUGUUACAAAGCGUUACAUUUGGUUUUGUUCUGUAGGUCACCGUAUGUAUAGUAUACCGGUUCAUAUUCUGUAUGUAUAACAUAAAGAAAUAAAUGACGGUAAUGCCUGUAAUUUUGUUCCUAAACAUGUCAGCUAUUAUUUUAAAAAAUGUAACACUUCCAAUCUAAAUCAAACCAGGUUAACUGUUUAAUGUGAUCCUCAGAAGUAGCAGUAUGUCCAGUAUUGAGCUGUGAUUAAUGCAUAAAUUCAGGUCCUUUUGUCAAGGCUAGAUUGCUGUCCGAUCAGCUUGAUUGUAACUGUGCCAUUGCGCUAUGGUUGGGCUUGACCAAUAUGUUAUUGAUGGUACUAUCAUGAUAUGUUUGUGUGCUGCCCUGUGACUAUUAAGUAAAAUGUAAUGUUGAA